GCUUUAAGUUUAGUGUGACUUUAUCUCCACACUGACUUAUGACUGACACGAGUCUGUCCUCAGUGAAGUGUCUCUUCACGCUGGAGGAGGAGUCCCGCUCAUCAGCACUCACACUUUACUGAUAUAUAUGGAGAAAAUAAAAAUGCUGCUUUCUGAUUUGUCACUGAUUGUGUUUGAUGAUUUCCUCUGUUGUGUCUAAUAAGGUAACAGUGAGUGUCAUUGGCAGCUGUGAGUCUCUCUCUCUCUCUCUAGGGGGCUGACAGGAGCCAGUUUCUUCAGUGUGUUUGAGGGAGCAGAGGAGAAACUUUGGUGCUGCAUUAAUUAGUUUUCUGAGGGGCAAACAAAGGGAUGGAAAGCUGUCUGACACUUAUUUUUUUCUCUUCAGUGGUUACACUUAUCACUGCUAACAGUGUGAGUGUGAGGCUGGUGAAUGCUGACAGUCGCUGUGCUGGUCGAGUGGAGGUUCUUCAUGAGGGUCAGUGGGGAACAGUGUGUCAUAGUUCCUGGGAUAUGACUGAUGCUACAGUGGUGUGUAGAGAGCUGAGCUGUGGAGAGGCUUUAGGAGUGCCUAACUUUGGACCUGGAUCAGGAAAAAUCUGGAUGGAUGGAGUGCGGUGUAAAGGAUCAGAGUCUACACUGAAGGACUGUAGAUCAAAAGGAUGGGGUAAACAUAAUAGCAACUGUGCUGAUCAUAGUUAUGAUGCUGGAGUCAGAUGUUCAGAAACCAUAAACUAUGGACUAUUUACAAGACUUGCUGAUGGACCUCACCUGUGCUCCGGGAGGUUAGAGGUGCUUUAUGGGAACACGUGGUACACAGUGUGUGCCGCUGUCUUUGACCAGCAGGAUGCAGAGGUUGUGUGUAGAGAGCUGGACUGUGGGGCUCCUGUACAGGUGCUGGGAGCAGCUGCUUUUGGUAAAGGAGACACUCAGAUGUGGACACAAGAGAUUCAGUGUGGAGGAAAUUAAUUACUCAUUCGAUUGUGUCCAACUUUAAUUGACAUAAAGUGCUCUCAAGACAACAAUGUGGGACUUAUAUGUUCUGGUAAAAUGUCACUGUUUAUCCUGUCAGUUAAUAAAUCAAAUCCAACAUUUUAAUCGCUAAAUAUACUAAAAUCCAAUUGUUCAACAUUUCUAAUGAGCAUGUUAUAAAAUAUGGAUGGUAAUACAACAACAGCAAUAAAAAUAAACAAUCAGUUCUUCCCUCUAAACUAUCCUGUUAUGUCUUGUUUAAAUAAGUUUUAAUUUCCUAUCCAGGUUACACUGAUCUCAGACUGACAAACGGUCCUGACAUCUGUUCUGGUCGAGUUGAACAUCAGUACUUCAGUAAAUGGGGCACAGUGUGUGAUGCAUGCUGGGAUAUGAGAGCUGCCAGUGUCCUCUGUAGACAGCUGAAUUGUGGGAUUGCUGUGUCUGUUGUGGGAUCAGACUGGUUUGGAGUGGGAAG
This is a messenger RNA of Cyprinus carpio (common carp), 1444 nucleotides long. RefSeq names its product soluble scavenger receptor cysteine-rich domain-containing protein SSC5D-like. Bases 349 to 966 code for a protein of 205 amino acids. The transcript is spliced from 3 exons. The record is from RefSeq and is a predicted model, not a curated record. Gene Ontology annotation, cellular component: membrane. Lineage: Eukaryota; Metazoa; Chordata; Actinopteri; Cypriniformes; Cyprinidae.